AUGUCACUCGAACAUUACAACCUUGCCGAGUUUGACACAUUCGAUCUAAGAGCAUUCCUGGCGUCGCAUUGUUCUGAGCUGACGACCCUCGUUCUUUAUCAACACGACGACCUGCAUCAUCACUAUCGCGAUGAGCAGCAACGAGGAAAAGGCAGCGCUGUCAACAGCACUCCGACAACAAAGUUGCCAGGGGACCAUGCUAGCAACAACGGAAUAUUACUCAAUGCCGAAACAAUCCUGGAUGUGACCAAUGGCCAGCUCGUCUGUUGUACGUUUGCUAUUUCAACGGGUGAGCACCCCAUUCUCACCAAUGUCGAAUUGCGUCAAAUCGAUGACCUGGAUGAUACUGUGCUCACAUCAUCGAUAGCUUCCAUGCAUCAUUUACAAGAACUGAAGAACGACGACCGUAGUAGUGGGUCGUCGUUGCGAUCAUUGACUCUUAAGGACACAACCGGGAAAAACCAUCACCUCACGCGUUUUGUCAUCAUGGUCGACCAAUUAGAAAAUCUACGAGAAUUGAUGCUCAAGGUGGGGCUCAGUGCAGCGGAACAAUUUCUCGCUGUUGGUUACAAUAUCAAUCCAAAUAAGAGUUGCUCAGAAGACUUGAUGGCUCUUUUGAUUACAAAUGCUAUUCAUACUUACUACGAGGAAGGGGGCUUGAAGAGCAGCAGCGGCAAGGUCGACAGUGGCGACAGCAUCAUCGAUUUCAUCAAUACCAAAGCCGUUCUCUAG
This is a messenger RNA of Zychaea mexicana, 732 nucleotides long. RefSeq lists its product as uncharacterized. Bases 1 to 732 code for a protein of 243 amino acids. The record is from RefSeq and is a predicted model, not a curated record. Lineage: Eukaryota; Fungi; Mucoromycota; Mucoromycetes; Mucorales; Lichtheimiaceae. The transcript has 5 exons.